Molecule: messenger RNA, 5112 nt
Organism: Fusarium keratoplasticum
Lineage: Eukaryota; Fungi; Ascomycota; Sordariomycetes; Hypocreales; Nectriaceae
Exons: 6
Coding region: 1-5112 (1703 amino acids)
Source: RefSeq, a predicted model, not a curated record
AUGACGACGCAACUCCUAGCCACGGAGCUGGCGAAUCUCAUUCAGGAGAGCAAGAGGAAACACAAUGACUUGCGACAAGCCGCAGAGAAAUCUCUUGAAGAGUUGAGAAAUUUGAGAAACCCUUCGGAACAGACGGCUCCUGAAGAGCUAUCCCAAAAGGUCAACUUUGUCAACCCAUUCAUCAUCGCAUGCGGAACCAAGAAUGCCAAGUUCACCGCCAUCGCCAUUGUCUGUCUGCAGCGCCUCAUCGUUGCCCAGGCUCUUCCUCGGUCCAAGCUGAACCAGGUGCUAGAGGCCUUGAUGCAGGCCACCUCGGCUGGCUUGGAUGUGCAGCUCAAAAUUUUGCAGGCACUGCCUUCUCUGGUCCAAAACUAUGCUUCGGACCUCAAGGGAAACUUGCUGGUGACGGCUCUUAACAUUUGCUUCACCCUCCAGAGCAGCAAGAAUGCCAUCGUGAACCACACUUCAGCGGCAACGCUUCAACAACUGGUUGUAUCAGUGUUUGACAAAGUUGUUGCCGAGGACAAAAAAGCUGGCGAUGUUCCGACAGGCGACCCAGAACAAUCUGAGACUCGUCCUGCAGCACUUGACGCUUAUCGGAUCUUUAAUGAUCUAUGUCUCAUGACAGAAAAUCAACGCCCGGAAUUCAUCCGAGUCUCAGGACUUCCGCAGACAUUCGGUCUGGAGCUCAUCGAGUCCGUCAUUACGAAUCAUGCUAGUGUUUUCAGCAACCAUCCCGAGCAGGCUCAGAUCUUGCGGGUCAGGGUUAUGCCUCUUAUCAUGAGUGCUCUGAAGGGGAAGCCAAACUUUGCAACCACGGUACGACUCGUUCGUAUCCUCUAUACGAUGCUCCGCAGACACAUCAGCAUCCUACCAUCGGAAUGUGGCGAAUCACUGAUGAUUCUGACACAACUCCUCGACCAAGAUGAUUCUAUCUGGAAGAGGGCCUUGUGCAUGGAAGUCUUUCGAGGAAUCUUUGCCGAGCAUGCCCUCCUUCGACGUAUAUUUGCCAUGUUUGACGCCAAAGAAGGAGAAAAGGAUGUACUCAAGCCUCUGAUAGCUACGUUCGUACGACUGAGCACCGAGAAGCCUGCGGUUAUUGGUCUUGGACACCAAUCGACACUACCAGUCGCCAAUUUGAACCCGAAUUCUUCAUCCGAUCAAGCCAUCAUCGAGGCGAGUGGCAUGCUUAUGGCUGGUCCCGUUGGAUCCGAGACUACAACCACUGGUAUCAGCACGCAAUGGAGCUCUGUUCGAGUUCCAUGCAUUGACCAACUCGACAAGACCGAGGCUCCGGCUAUCCCAGAGUCAUACAUCUACAGUUUGGUUCUGGCUUGUAUCUCAUCUGUCUCUGACGGGCUUGCAAAGUUCAUCCUUCCUCUCACAGUCCCUAGUGACACUCGGGGUCGGAAGAAGACCUCAAAGCAGGAGACCGGCCGUGAUUCUCCUGCGCCAGAGGACAAUUCGGCAAAGGGGAGGUUAGAGAGGUCAGCGUCUUUCAAGAGAAACCCAGUCCCUCUGAACCCCCUAUCCUUGGAGGAGCAUCCCCUGUUUUCCGAGGUCAAGAUCUGUGCCACCAUCGUCGAAGAGUGCUGGCCUGCAAUUCUUGCGACUUGCUCCACCUUCCUGUAUGCUGCGCUCGACUCUGAGUACUACCAUGGCCUAGUACGCGCCUUUCAGCGCUUUGCUCACGUCGCUGGCCUCCUGCAACUGCCUACUCCUCGAGACGCUUUCCUUACAACUCUGGGGAAAGCCGCCGUGCCACCCAACGUUCUUACAGCUUGCGUCAAUGCCGGCCAAGCUCGCCCCCAGACCCCAAGCACGCCUACGGAUACAUCGAGUCUCUUUAGCAAUGCUCGAGGGCUGUUGAGCGUCGACAGCCUAACCCCUGCUACACCCACUUCUGAGAAGCGGCAAGCAUCUUUCGACGCUUCUGUGGCGUCGCUUAACACUCGAAACUUGCUGUGUCUACGGGCACUCCUAAACCUGGGUAUUGCACUAGGCCCAACACUGGGAGGGGCAUGGAGCAUAAUCCUUGAGACGCUUCAGCAAGCUGACUUUGUCCUAUUCGUGAGCGGAAAGACUCCAGGCAGAACUCCGACUAUGAGUCGGGGACCCGAUCAAGGAGGCGACAGCGAGGCUGCUACCCUCAUGGCCAACUUUGGAUCCGAGGUUCGUGCUGUCGAGACGGCUGCGUCAAGACUGAUUGAGAGUACUAUUGACUUUCCUAAUGACUCGUUCCUGGAGGUGGUAGCAGCCAUCUGCAAUCUAUUGAUGCAGAGGCCUGUUGAACCAUCUGAAGCCAAGCAGCCCCAAGCUGAUGGACAGCUCAAGACCCCGACUACACAGCCUCGGCGAUUUUCGGGGCAGUUGAGCUCUGGUUCGACGCAAGAGGACCAAUUUGCACUUGCUAAGCUUGGAGAAAUUGCCACCAUCAACAUUGAAAGACUGCUGGAAUACAGUCCAGAAGAGUCAGGCUGGGAUGUCUUGACUGAGGAGCUCAUCGAGACACUAACCUCUGUCACCACAAAUUCGUCUGUUCGGACCAGAGCAGCAGAUAUACUUGUGAAGCUGGUUCUGGAGGCUGCUAGUGUCACGUCCUCGUUCCCCGAAGAGAUCCGCGGUGACAUCCAACUCCGAUUUUUCGAAGCUCUACGGAAAUCGCUGGCGCCCCUGCUCAAAGGAGACCGAGAAGUUUCUGUUGCUAGCCACUCGACUGAUAUUGACAUCCACAAGAUCAUCCUCGAAGGCCUCAAGAGCAUCAUUGAGGGUUCUGGAGAGAGUCUCGUCAAGGGAUGGGACAUUGCUUUCGAAAUCAUUGGCACUAUCUUUAUAUCAAAAGAGUUUGAUCCUGCCGACCGUCGUGGCUCGCUCGCCAACCCGAUUCUCCUUGAUACCCGAUCAGCAAAGCUCAUUCGAUCUUCUUUCAACUCGCUUCAACUUAUUUGCUCCGACUUUUUGGCAUCGCUGCCAAACUCUUGCUUCUUGAUCUUGGUCGAUACCCUCUACAAAUUCUGCUCCCAGGACGAUGAUCUCAACAUUGCCUUGACUACGGUCACGUUCUUCUGGGUUCUGUCAGAUUUCCUUUCGGCAAAGAAUGAGUCUCUCGACAUCACAGCGGAGAUGAUGCAGGGAACGGAGGUUUCUGAUCUCGAGAGGAUGGCUGCCGAUCACGACCACAAGAACUCUGACGCAGCAUUGUGGAUGCUUCUCCUACUUCGUCUGACAACAGUCACAACCGACGAUAGACUCGAGCUACGCAACAGUGCGAUUCAAACUCUACUUCGGAUAUUCGACGCUUAUGGUGAUCGACUCAGCCCUGAGUCAUGGUCAAUCUGCGUCAAGUCGGUCAUUUUCAAGCUUUUUUCGUCAAUCGAACAAGAAAUAUCUGCCUCGCAAUCGGAUGAAGCGGAUGAGAGUGACCGGACCGAAUGGACAGAGACGGCGGUUGUGGUUCUCAACGGUAUCUCGAGUCUUUUGGCCAAUUACCUCGACAUUCUUACCAUCCAUCCUUCAUUUGAUCACCUCUGGCGAGAACUUCUCACCCAUUUCACGACACUCCUCGACUUUCAAGUCUUGGAUAUCAAUACUGCAACCUUCAAGGCGUUGGCCCACGUCUUAUCCCAGACAAGCAAUGACGGCAAGUCAGUGUUCAACAAGACUACCGUCGACUUUGCGUGGGAUCUGUGGGCAAGAGGAGUUCCGACCUCAAAGCCUGCGAAGGGCAAGACUGAGGAUAACCAAAACUGCCUUAUUGCCUACGUUUCUGCUUUGACGGAGAUUUACCGACUAAUUCAGGAUGACGUGACUGUGGACAGAGUUGCAAGAAUACUGAGUCUGCUGAGAGCAACCUUGGAUGAGGCUUCUGUUGGUAGUUACGUCCAGGAUGUCGAGUAUGUGACACCUUUACAGGCACACAUUGUCGAAGCGGUUCAGACGAUCCGGACAGACAUUGAUGGAGUCCCAUCUGCCAUGAUUACUCAGGUUGCAGACUUUGUUGUCUUGCCCUUCCAGGCCACUUCGUCUAAACCAGGGCCCAAACGCACUUACAUUGCUCUCUCAAAGGCGAGCAUGAAGACGCUGGAGAACCUCAUCCUCAGUCACUCCGCAGACCCCGACAUCUACCGCAGCGGUGCGUUUUACGAGGCUCUGAAGGCUUUGUGCAGACCGAUUGCACUCAAGUAUGGCUUCUCGACCAUCACCAAGUCUACUCAGCCAUGGAGACUGGCCACCUCUACAGCCCUUGUCAUUCUGGAGGCCACCCUAUCCCAGAUAAUAACCCUUGACAUUCAGCGAGGAGUGGUGCAAGAUAUUUGGACCACGAUCGUCGCUGUCGCCGACGGAAUCUUGAGUGCAGAUUGUAAGAGUGCUGCUUCUGGAACCGACUUUGCGGCCGAUGAGACGUUCGACAUUGCUUCUUUCCACAAGCUUAGAGAACUCAUCAUCCCGGCACUUGGUGCUGAAGCUGUUUCUGAAAGGGCUCGCAAGUCUUAUGCUGAGAGUCUCUUCAGAACAUCCAUUAUCCAUGCUCCUUCACCAGCCGAGGAAUCAAUCAUCAACGGUAGUCAUGAGAAGGGUCUGGCAGCGCUGUAUACUUCGCGUGCAGGUCGAACAGUAUCGAUCCCACCGACAAAACGCACAAGCAUGGCGUAUGUUGCCUGUGACGAGCUGUUUGCAUUGAUAUCCGCCAAAGAAGAGCCAGCAAUCGUCAUUCAGCCACCGACGCCAAAGUCCCCAGACGCGAAACACCAGCGGUUUGCCGAGCCACCAGUUAAGCUCCAUGGCCGGAUCGCCAGUACAGCCGCUCCAUUCCUCAUCCUGCGCUGUGCUUUGACGCUCAGGGCGUACAUUGCCGAUCAACCUCUACGAGGAAAGAUGCCUCAGCCGUUAAGCCAGCGAAAGGAGCUGUUGUGGAUUCUCAGGAAGUUGGUGGACAUGAAGAGCGAGAGUGGAGCUAUCCCAGAGUUGAGCGGCGUGGAGAGCGAAGGAAGAAAGCAUCUACUGAGGUUGUAUCCUCUUAUUGUGCGAGCAUCUGGUGUAGUUGGAGAUGAGAAGGUAGGGCGGUUGCUGAGAGAAGCGCUGGAGGUUGUUGGUGAUGAGCUUGGUGUUUAG